This is a messenger RNA of Mugil cephalus (flathead mullet), 4492 nucleotides long. It is a transcript of the gene smcr8b, whose product is annotated as Smith-Magenis syndrome chromosome region, candidate 8b. Gene Ontology annotation, cellular component: guanyl-nucleotide exchange factor complex. Lineage: Eukaryota; Metazoa; Chordata; Actinopteri; Mugiliformes; Mugilidae. The record is from RefSeq and is a predicted model, not a curated record. Gene Ontology annotation, molecular function: GTPase activator activity. The coding region runs from base 846 to 3578 and encodes 910 amino acids. The transcript has 6 exons.
GCACCUUUCAUAGAUAGUAAACCACAACGGGUUUCACAAGAAUUUAGUAAAACGACAGAAUGUUGCACAAAAUAAUAAAACAAAAGUAAAAACAAAGCACAUUCAAUACAGUUAAGACAAAAAACAUAUAUAACGACAAAUAUAAUUAUAAACGUCUGAUCGGUGCCUGCAGUACAACCCUCGGGGUUUUAUUGCUGCACGUGAGUGUUAUCUAUAUAUAUAUAGCACAGGUGACCGGAAGAGUUCAUUACUGUUUUCUGACUCGCCUCUGAACUGGACGUCCAGACCGGUCUCUGUCGGUCUUGCAGCAUGUGUCUGUCACAUGGCUAAAUAUGGGAUUACGAGCCUCGGGUUGUCAAAAUACGCCAAGCAAAAAAAAAAUAAAAAAUGUUUAGCCCGAAGGACAGUUUACUUCUUGCCAGAAAGCGGAACUCAAAUCCCGGGACAAAGUUCGCCUAACCGCGUGACCGAAGCCGCCUCCAGGGAACUUUCGUUUCUCCUUUAACUUUUCUCGGAUUUCUGUUCCUGAAAACUCCGCUCGUUUUACUGCCGCUGUUGAAAGGAAGCGAGUGGGAUCUACCCCGAAGUUUAGUUCAGCUCUUUGUGACUAUAUCGUUUAAUGGCUGCGGACAGCUGCGCAACAAGUGUUUAACUCUCGGGGGUCGUCGUCGCUGCUGUUGUUGUUGUUGUCGUCGUCGCCUUCGGGUGAACAGCUGACUCACCCACUGAAGGCCGGGCAGCACCGGGACAUGGCGCAGUGUGACCCCGAAGUCCGAUCCGCCCGCUGAGAAGAUCCAAAGCUGACAUGUCCUCCAUGGGUUGAGACUCCACCACGCCGGGAGAAGAUGAUCGGGUCCCCGGACCUGCUGGCCUUCACCGGCACCGAGGGCUUCGGAGAAAGAGAGGAUGUCCGGGUGGCUCAGGGUCUACCCGAGGACCUCUCUGUCCCCCUGUUGCCUUCAUGUCACCCCUGGACCACAUCAGCCCAGUUCAACAGAGACUUCAUACUGGUGGCUGAAUUCUCUGAGCAGGUGGGUCCGAAGCCUGUGUUGACGAUACCUGACGACCCCAGAGUCAUCGGCUCCUUCGACCUCAACCACUUCUCUGUUCGCAUCAUGUCUGUGGACUACCAGGCGUCCGGCCCCGGCCACACCCCUCCCUCCACAUCUGGCCCCCGGCUCAAUUUCAGCGAGGACUCCAAAGUCAUCCUGGGAGACUCGGCGGAGGACGCCUUUGCGUACGUCCACCACGUGACCCUGUACGACCUGGAGGCCCGGGGGAUGGUGCGUCCGUUCUGCAUGGCCUAUGUCUGCUCGGAUCAGGCCAAGCUGAUGGAGAACUUUUCCGAACUGUCGACGCGCUUCUCCCAGGCGUCGGACAGCCUCAAGACGGGAAACAGACAAGCGUUUUCCAUGGAGCUGCAGAGGAAAUUACAAGAGCUUGAGUACAGACGCUUGACUCUGCUCCAGGACGCAGAACAUCAGAGGACUCCAAAUGGGCUCCCAGACGUCGAAGAAAAAGACGACGAGCUCGAAGCCGUGGAGCACUCGAUCUCUACUCACAGAGACCUCCUCCGCCAGAUCACGUCCUACCCAAACAGGAAGCUCAAAGAGCCCGACUUCCUGCCCUACGACCCGGCCGACUCCCUCACUGAUCCGAUGUCGCUGCAGCCUCCUGAGCCCUGCGCCUCCUUCUCCACCUUCACCUCCUGCAGGUCUGAGCUGAAGUCGCUCCAGGAGCUUUGCAACUCCUACUUCUUGUCCCUGAUGAAGGAGCAGCUGGCGGACACAGAGCGGCGUCUGCGCGGCGACAAGAGCGCCCUGCGAACUACGCGUCUCGUAUGCUCGCUGUCCCGGAGGCUGAAGCUCACCGGCUUCCUGUUUGAGCCGUGGAGCCCAGAGGACGUGGAGGAGGACGAAAGGGAGAGCGAUGAGGUGGAGCUGCAGGGAACCGCAGGCGCAAAGAGGGGUGACGACACGUCGCAGUCGCAACCGCUGAGCCUGGAGUCGUUCUACUCCUGCGUGGAAGAGAUCCCCAUAAAACUGGAGGCGCGAGAAGCCGGGACGGUGACCCCUGACCCCAGCGCUGCAGCAGAGAUGACGGGGAGUGUGAGCAGCGGAGACAGCAUUGAAGUGCUCGGGACUGAGAAGUCUUAUCGGACACAGCAUGUUGUUACCGGAUCUGACAGCAGAGACGCGGCGGUCGGUGUGACAGACGCUGUUGUCAGACGCGCAGGAGCAGACGUGGGCGUCAAGCGCGUGCAAGCGUGCGCCAGACGGGCCAACAGCGAAGACAGCAUCGAAGUGCUCAGCACCACAGAGUCCAUAUUUCCCGAUGACCUCACCGCUAUCACGGAGGAGGAGGCAGAACCUCUGACUAACGGGGUCGACAACGAGGAGGAGCCACGGACGGGUGGAGAGGAGAGCACAGUGAAGGCAGCUACCGUAGUAAAUGAGAAUGAUGAGCCUGGACAGGAAGAUGAAGAUGGUGCUGACAGAGAAGAGUGUGCGGUGAAAUUGACAGAUAAUGCUGGUGUCGUGAUCAAAGCAGAGCUGGACGCUAUGAAUCACGUCCAUGAAGACGGAGAUGCACAGAAGACGUCCAAACUCUGGAAAGCCGUAUUAAAAAUCGAGGUGACGCCUCCCUCGCCUGAAGUCCAUCAGGAGGUGCGGCCUGGGACUGACCUCCAUGUGAACUAUGUCCAUGCUGUUUCCCUGUCGGAUGUGGACCACUGGUCUCCCCCCGGCCCUCCUCUGAGACUGCUGAGCAUCGACGAGGCGUCUGACUGCACCAGCUUUACCGGCUACUCAGAGCCGCCCUCUCCCACCCAAAACUUCAAAAGCAGCCCCUGCCUGAAGAAGAAGACGACGACGACGACGAGACGAAAGGCUGGACUGAGAGCCCUGAGGUUCAUCAAGCAGCACUCGUUCUCCCAGCAUGCCGUGUUUUGUCUCCUGAGCGGCCGACCGCUGGUCGUCAUCGGCGGAGACGAGACUCUGUUGAGGAAACUGGUGGACGCCCUGAGCCUCUUCCUACCUGCUCCAGGUCCUGGUGGAGGAGCUGUGAUGCCGUGUUUGACCAGGCCCCUUCUGUUCACCGACCUGCUCACCUGGAGACUGAUAGGAAUACACAGGUCGUCCUCCAUUUCUUCGGCCGCCGUCCUCCACUCUCUGACUCGCUACAGCCGCUACCUGUCUCUCCUGGACCUGGACCAGAGGACGCUGCGGAGCCCGUCGUACUCGGGUUCUCUCAUCGGCAGAAUGACCGACGCUCACUCGGGGUUCCGGCGGGGCGUCACCUACCUGCUGCACCUGGAGAGCUGCCUGACGGCCCUGACCAGCCAGGUGCUGCUGUACAUGUUCACAGCCGCGUUCCGACGCCCGCGCGCCGCCGGGGCGAAGGGCGGCACGGAGGAGGACCCGCAGUGCACGGGGGGACCGUGCAGCAGCGAAAGCGAUUUGAGAGUGAUGCACUUCCUGUCGGACCUCAUCACGCAGCGCCACGCGGGUCGUGGACCCCCGGUUUUAGGAUUCUCUUACAGCUUAGUGCAUCUCCACAGAAACACAUAUGCAGCAUAAGAGUUUAAAAAAAAAAAAAAAAAAAAACACUGGUUGAACAAAAAUUCAAAUAUUAUGAAACACACUGAUUAGUUUCAUCUCACCUGCUGCUGUGAACAAAUGUUAAGUAGCGAUGACGUGGGUCGCAUAUUUCAAAAUACUGUACGUUAAGUGCCUUACAAGCACUGAACACUUUUACAUGCUGGCUCUCUCAUGUAGCUGUAAUAUGUUUUAAAAUGUUGGUUUGUCACUGAUCAAAUGUGAAUUCAAGAUAAUUACGACACACGUGAACUGAGUUUUAAGCAGCGACCUCUAUAGCGAGUACUGUCGAGUUUUAUUCCUCUACACCAAGAGGGACUUUAAGUUCUUCACCUUUUAAAAAGCUGUUGCUCUGUGGUUUUUAGUUUUUAAUCGCAGGUCAACUGCAAUUUAUAUUGGGACGCUAUUAGUGGAAAUAGUGCAGGUCAAACAGCAGACAAUGUUUUUUUGUUUUGUUUUUAAAAUAUAUAUUUUUCAUUUUAAUGUAACUAGUAGCACCGAUAACACUGAGAUUAUGGUAAAGGCACUUGUAGAGUUUGAUGAGCGCAUUGCAAACACUCACACGCACAAAAAAAAAAACCUUGAUAUCCUGACCAACUACACCUUAAAUUUGCUUCAGCUGCUGUGAUACUUCGUCACACUAUAAAUACUGACAGAUAAUAUUUUUUAAUAAAGUUUGAUCAGCAGCCUAAAUCAAACCACGUGAUUUGUUGUCACACAUUCAAUAACUCAGCUUUCAAGGCACCGGCUGCAAUCACACAAAUGAUGAGACAACAACAUCUCGUUUCUGUGUCAUGCUGUAUUUUUCUUAUUUUAUUUAUGCUAAUAUGAGUCUAUUUUACCGUUCGGACGAUUACUCUGAAAAUAAAGUCAUAUUUUACAGUUUUGUUCUGCAA